Papaver somniferum (opium poppy) is the source of this 2642-nucleotide messenger RNA. RefSeq names its product pentatricopeptide repeat-containing protein At3g22470, mitochondrial-like. The record is from RefSeq and is a predicted model, not a curated record. The coding region runs from base 36 to 1898 and encodes 620 amino acids. Gene Ontology annotation, molecular function: protein binding. The transcript is spliced from 3 exons. NCBI's taxonomy places the organism in Eukaryota, Viridiplantae, Streptophyta, Magnoliopsida, Ranunculales, Papaveraceae.
CUAAACUGGUUAGAUCAGAGCUGAAAAACAAUACAAUGAUUCUCCUCCUGGGAAAGGUAAUCUCCAAACGCCCUUCACCAUCAUCAUCACUACUUAUCCCUCUGCAUAAUCAUAUUCAUUCCUUGAUAUCAUCUCUACAAACAAAUCAUUUCGAAAAUGUAGUGAUUAAUCACUGUAAGUCCGGAAAAAUCGAGAAAAUAGAUGAUGCUUUGGAUUACUUUAACAAAAUGAUUUCGAUGAUUCCAUUGCCAUCUAUUGCUUCAUUUAAUCAUAUACUUAGUUCAGUUUCCAAAAUCGGAUGUUAUUUAGAUGUAAUCACAAUGUAUAAGAAGAUGAAUGACGUCGGAAUUGAACCUUGUUUCUUUACAUUGAGCAUUUUGAUUAAUUGUUGUUGUGAAUUGAAUGAAAUUUAUUAUGGGUUCAGUUUGUUUGGUGGGAUUCUAAAGAGGGGUUAUGGUCCGAAUGUGAUUGUGUUUAGUAUUUUGAUCAAGGGGUUGUGCAUGGAAGGGAAGAUUUUUGAUGCACUUAAACUGUUUGAUAAAAUGAUUGAAUGUGGAGUUCAACCAAAUGCCAUCACAUGUAGUACAAUAAUAACUGGGAUUUGUGGAAUUUGUGAAUUGGAUGAUGCUAUUGAGUUUCUGAGGAAAUGGAAUUGCGAAGCUGAUAUUAUUUCGUUUAGUCUGGUUAUUGAUGCUUUAUGCAAAAGAGGAUCAGUUGAUGAGGCUCUGAAUCUCUUUUCUGAAACGAUAGAUGUUUCGAAAAUUGCACCAAAUGUUGUUGUGUUUAAUACUCUGAUUGACGGACUGUGCAAUUCUAACAGGUUAAUCGAAGCAGUUAAAGUCUUCGAUGACAUGUCUAGUCAAGGAGUUUCCGCAGAUUCAUAUACUUACAGUUCUCUGAUCAAAGGACUUUGCAAUUCUGAUAGGUUAAGUGAAGCAGUUAAUGUCUUCAAUAGCAUGUCUAGUCGAGGAGUUUCUGCGGAUUCAUAUACUUACAAUUCUCUAAUUCAUGGUCUAUGCAGGCGUGGGUUAUGGAAGGAAACAAUAAGAUAUUUUGAUGAAAUGGUGGGGAGUGGGAUUUCGCCAGAUGUAGUUACCUUUAACGUAUUAAUAAAUUCUCUGGCUAAAGAAGGAAGGAUGGAAGAAGCUUCCAAUAUAUUUGAUGUGAUGAUUAAGUUACGCAGAGAACCUGAUCUAUAUACUUAUAAUUCCAUGAUACUUGGUCUGUGUUCGACGGAUAAUCUAGAGGAGGCACACAGAUUGUUUGACUCCAUUACGGAUAAGGGUCUUGAACAAAAUGUUUAUAGCUUCGGUGUGUUGAUUAAUGGGUAUUGCAAGAGGUGUAGGUUGGAUGAAGCUAUUCAACUGUUCAGAAAAAUGCAAAACAAGGGAUUGAAACCUAACCAAGUUACCUACACUACACUAAUAGAUGGAUUAUGCAAGACUGGAAAAUUUAGAAUGGUGCAGAGUAUGUUAAUUGAGAUGCAAGCUUAUGGGGUAUCUCCGGAUAUAAUUACAUAUAAUACACUUGUGAAUGGGUUGUGCAAAGCUGGAAACAUUGAGAAGGCAAGACAACUCUUCUUUGAAAUUCCUAUCAAAGGAUUAGCUGCGAACGUUGUAACAUAUAACACCAUGAUCAAUGGCUUGUGCAAAGAAGGGAUGUUUAUUGAAGCCGAAAAGGUGAUCAAUGAAAUGAAAAAUAUAGGUUGCGAGCCUGAUGCCAUCACUUAUAAUGCCAUUAUUAAGGGUUAUCUUGAGGAAAAUUAUGUUGCAAAAGCAUUAGAGUUUCUGGAAGAACUGCGCGGAAGGAAAUUGUCACUGAACAAUGCCACAAAAUCUCUAUUAAUAAGUUCCUUGUCCGCAGAUCAACUCAAAAACUUGGAUUUACUUGAAACCUAGAUGAGAUCGAUGUAACUUGUAAGGGGAAUUGUAAGUAUGCAGGAGAUAUGACGGCAUUAGUGAAAGACUCAAGGACCGACAGUGUCAGAUACUCAUUUUUGUAGGUGAAAACUUUUCAUUCCGCUUUGAGGCCAUUCCUCAAAACUCCAUAGAUGAUACAGUGCCUUGGUGGAGGAAUGGUUUUGGAUCAAAGACAACACCUGUAACUGGAAUGCGUGGAUUUCAUAUGUGUAGUCCUGGCAAUGAAGAAUAUUACAGCCGGUACAGUUGUAAAGAAGCAGAAGUAAGAAAAAACUUCUGUUAGAGGUAAGCUGCAGCUUACCCAAUCUGUUGCUGCCACUGUUGCUGGAUGAUAAACUCAUUAUAAAGACACUCGAGAACACAUGUUCGACCAAUGUGUGCGAACUGAAAAUCCUAGUCUUUUUAAUUCAUCUUUACCGGAAAUCCUUGUCAUUAUGCAGGAAUUUAAUGAAAAAGACUAGGAUUUUCGGUACAGUACCGCCGGAAUUAAUCUACAGUGCUCCAGAAACAUUUACAGGUAAACUUAAUAAAGUUGCAUCUUUAGAAUCAUUUUCUGAAGAUGUUAUAAGUGAACUUGAAUGGCUUAACUGAAUUCAGUGAAGAGCAAGGCAGGGAAGAUUAAGCUCCAUUAUUUGAGUCAAUUGUUGUUGAGUUGAAUGCAAUGAUUCGAAGAUGAAGUGGUAGUGGGUAUAGAGACAGUGGAUUAGUUGGAUACUUGUAGGU